AGUCCCUCUAGCGGAAGUUGCAACAGGACGCAUGCGUGCAGCCGCGGCACCGACCACACCGAACCAACACACCCGUGGUCCCGCAGCAGCUGUUUUUAUCUUCACCUCCGUGGACCCAAAGACUAAAGACACCCAGCUGUGUGUCUCCCUGUGCAGCAGAAUGACCAGUGUGGACCAGGUGGCGGCGGUGGGACAGGUUCUGGUGGACCCUGGAGUGGACCUGACCCGGCGCUUCAGAGCCUUAUUCACCCUGAAGAACCUGGGAGGAGCUGAAGCCAUAGACUGGAUCAGUAAAGCCUUCACCGAUGACUCGGCCCUGCUGAAGCACGAGCUGGCGUACUGCCUGGGACAGAUGCAGGACACCCGGGCCAUAGCCCCCUUGAGUGCCGUCCUCAGAGACACGCAGCAGGAACCCAUGGUCCGCCACGAAGCAGGGGAGGCUCUGGGAGCGAUUGGUGAUCCCGUGGUUCUGGACCUACUGAAAGAGUACAGUCAGGAUCCUGUCAUAGAGGUGGCGGAGACAUGUCAGCUGGCUGUGCGGCGCCUGGAGUGGCUGCAGGCUGGCGGAGACACCCAGCUGGACGACGGCAGCGCGGAUAAGAACCCGUACUGCUCCGUGGACCCGGCCCCUCCAGCGUUGAGGACCAGUGUGCCUGAGCUGCGCUCCAUCCUGUUGGAUGAAAGUCUGCCGCUGUUCGAACGCUACCGUGCCAUGUUUGCCCUGCGUAACCUGGGCAACGAGGAGGCGGUGCUGGCACUGGGAGACGGCCUGCAGUGCUCCAGCGCUCUGUUCCGUCAUGAAAUCGGCUACGUCCUGGGGCAGAUGCAGCACCCGGCGGCCUUCCCGGCCCUGCGCGCCGCUCUGGAGCGCUCCGGGGAGAACCCCAUGGUCCGCCACGAGGCGGCGGAGGCUCUCGGCUCCAUCGGGAGAGAGGAGUGCCGGGCUGUCCUGCAGCAGUACCGUGGAGACGGAGAACGUGUGGUCAAGGAGAGCUGCGAGGUCGCUCUGGAUAUGCUGGAGUACGAAAACAGCGAGCAGUUCCAGUACGCAGACGGACUGGUCCGGUUACAGGGUUAAAGGCUUCGCCAGCACGGUCCCCGCCCCCAACCCGCAGAGAGAAGAGCUUCGCAAUAUGAAAGAUACCCAGCACACAAACAUGCAGCAGGCGGUGAGAGCGUAGCAUCUGCGUCCUCAAAGCUAGCAUCUCCAAGCUGGAGGUUGGAGAAGUGACGGAGCCAUUCACGGGCUUUUCCUCUGCGUUUGUGUCUGAGCUGAGUGGGAUCAUACAGUCCUACAGAGGGGAUUCAGAGAGAACUAAAGCUUGUGAUCCAGGAUACUCCGCAGCCGAUCACU
Etheostoma spectabile (orangethroat darter) is the source of this 1354-nucleotide messenger RNA. It is a transcript of the gene dohh, whose product is annotated as deoxyhypusine hydroxylase/monooxygenase. Bases 32 to 1078 code for a protein of 348 amino acids. NCBI's taxonomy places the organism in Eukaryota, Metazoa, Chordata, Actinopteri, Perciformes, Percidae. The transcript has 6 exons. Gene Ontology annotation, molecular function: deoxyhypusine monooxygenase activity. The record is from RefSeq and is a predicted model, not a curated record. Gene Ontology annotation, biological process: peptidyl-hypusine biosynthetic process.